Messenger RNA from Hyposmocoma kahamanoa, 1776 nucleotides. RefSeq lists its product as uncharacterized. The transcript has a single exon. The record is from RefSeq and is a predicted model, not a curated record. Lineage: Eukaryota; Metazoa; Arthropoda; Insecta; Lepidoptera; Cosmopterigidae. The coding region runs from base 1 to 1650 and encodes 549 amino acids.
AUGGUUACUUCAAGUACAAAAGCCGAUAAAACCUAUAGACCCAAUCGGUCCCUGAAGAAUAGUAUUAAAGCAGAUAUAAUCAUACUGGGGUGUAGUCUUCCGGGUAUCGUAACUGCACACAAGCUUAAGAAGAAGUUCGGCGACACUAUGGAUAUCAUGGUUCUUGAUCUGUCCACGACCAUAAGACAAAUAUCCAAGGGAAACGUAGCGUUCGACGCGGAACAUGUAACGCCAGAUCAGAACGACACCGAAGUCGGUAACACCGUUAUCCAACAAAAUACUCACCUCACCAAUUUUUUUCUAACCAAAUACGCACUGGACUUCAACAUCCCUAUACCCACAGCCUUACUCGGUCAGCGAAUGGACGAACCCGACAUAAAAAUCUUCCAACAUCUUAAUGGACUUUGCGUUGAUUUAAACUCCAGCUACCACGAUUUUGAAUACUUGAACUUCUUGGAAAGAUUUGAGUUAAAACAAUACCAACGCCUACUCGACGACUCGAUGCAUAGUUUGUUUAAAAUUGACUCCACUCCAACCGCAUCAGAACAAAAAUUACUAUUGUACUACGACCAGACGUCAAUGGAGAAGCACCUCUCUGCUGAGCUAUUAUUCACUACGUCAAAAGAAAUCAUGCGAACUACCGUCAGACUGGUUUGUGGAGCGUCUCCCAAACACGUGUCGGUACUUUUCUUCCUUCAUCAAUGCUAUAGAACGAGUAGUUGUACGAAUCAUUUAGACGGGGAUAAUGUGAGAAUUCGCGAAAAGCUCCUAGGUUAUUGUCGCAAGCGGUUGGCUAUAAAACUACUACAGAGCACCGAGGACAUAACAUUAAAAGCAAAACCUAUAACAGAAAUCAGAACGUACUCUAACCAAGAAGUUAUUUUAGAGACUAUGCUGGGAGAAACCAAUUACAUCUGCAAUUUACUAGCUAUGGCGCUGAGUCCUGAACAACUGAACGAAAUCACAGUCGAGACGAGGCUGAUGUCGGAGAAUGAAGUCACUAUCACUGAGAGAAUGAUGAAAGGGCGGAUCAAAAGUUUCCUAAUACAGUAUGAAACAAAUAUCUGGCGGAAGCAUGGAUAUAGUGGGGACAUUGUUAGUGUGCGUGGGCCUAUAAUAUGGGCUACUGAGCGUCCAAGAUUAUCCGGGACAGGGGCAACAGAAAAAUAUGCUACUUUGAUGGGAUAUUUGGAUGUUAAAAACUUGGAAACAAAUUAUAAAGAUGGAGUUGUGGAGCAGUUGGUUUUGUUAUUCGGUGAAGAAGCCAGGAACCCUGUCUUAUAUUCUGAGAAAAUAGUGAAUGAUAUACUUGUGCCUAGGCUUGGUGAUUAUUUGAAAUUAUACCGUAUGACGAGGCAACACAGUUCGAAGUAUCUGGUGUGGGCUGCAUUGGAUAUUUUUGCUGAUGGUGAUGUGGCUGGUGCCAUUGAAGCUGGUCAUCGGGCGUAUUUGCAUUUGAUAAGUUUGUUGCGGCCGCAGUCGAAGAAUUUUGAAGACGUGGUUUUGGGCCAGUGGCCAUCUACUUUGCUAGAAUGGCGUCUGAUCCGAACUAUAAGGACAACUAGUUUAAUAGGUGCCGUUCAAUACCUCAUCUAUGGCACAGCGGUCUUGUACGGUCUACAUUUAUUGCGUUCCUAUUUCCGCAGAUAAAAAAAUCAAAACGUCGACGAGUUAAAGUGUCUAAUAUAUAUUAUUGACGUUGGAUUUUUACGUGUAACUUUAAUUAUAAAUUAUUUUAAUAUUGUCCUUCAGUAUGAUUUGUAUUUAUCCAUUCAU